AACCGAUUCUCAUUCCUCAACCACGCGCCGUGACAUCACUGGACCCUCGACCGAGACAACCGAUGCCAACCUAGAAGACAAAUAGCAUUGCGGUCUUGCCCCAAUCUAAGCUUCCAACCUUAACAACAGCACAGUCAGUUAGUUCAAGUACGUACGUGAUUGAUAACCCGCCCCUCUUCGCCCACCCGAUCAAUACACUCUCGAUUGAAGAUGACGGCCACCCACAACUCCUACGCCCCCGGCCACGACGCCUCCCAGACCAAACACCACGAGUGGCGCACAGCCGAGAACAGCGCGGUCCACCUCCUCCCGCACCUCGCCCGCCUUGCGCCUCAUACGCCCCACCUCAAACUCCUCGACGUCGGCGCCGGGUCAGGCACCAUCACUGCCUCUCUAGCAAAGUACCUCCCACCCGGCGGUCGUAUCACCGCAACAGAUAUUUCCGACGAUAUCCUCUUGCGCGCGCGUAAUCACGCCGCGACUCAAAGCUUGGGAACCGACAAGAUCACCUUCCUUAAGGCCUCAGUCUACCACCUUCCCUUCCAAGACGGCGAAUUCGACGUCGUCCACGCGCACCAGGUCCUUUCCCACUUGGGCGCGCCCGUCGACGCCAUCAGGGAGAUGUUCAGGGUCUGCAGGCCUGGCGGCGGCGGGGUGGUCUCGCUUAGGGAAACGGACAUGGCCAUGUGGUGUUUCUGGCCCGAGACGCCAGCGCUGCAGGAGGGGUUCCGAGGGUUGAUGGCGCGGACGCUAACUGCCAACGGCGGGCAGGAUCGGGCGGGGAGGAGGUUGGUCUCGUGGGCGUUGGCGGCGGGCGUGCCGAGGGGGCAGAUCGAGGCUGGAUUUGGGACGUGGUGUUAUAGUGAACCGGGGGAUCAAAGGGCUUGGGGCGAGGCAAUGAUCGAGAGGCUGAAGACGGGGCAGAUGCGCAGCAAGGGGAUUGAAAUGGGGAUUACUACAGAGCAGGAGAUUGAGGACAUGAUCAAGGCGUGGAGGGAGUGGGUCGAGACCGAGGAUGCCACGCUGGGCAUUAUGAACGGGGAGGUCAUCAUCAAGAAGGGCUCAUAACCGGGUAUAGUGAACUUGAAACAGGCGAGGAGCAGGCACGUACUACACCUCAGGUCAAGUGUAAAUCCGGAUUGGUGGACAUCCAAACGACCUUGCUGGUUCAGGUGCUCGCACAGCCUUAU
This is a messenger RNA of Parathielavia appendiculata, 1190 nucleotides long. Its product is annotated as S-adenosyl-L-methionine-dependent methyltransferase. NCBI's taxonomy places the organism in Eukaryota, Fungi, Ascomycota, Sordariomycetes, Sordariales, Chaetomiaceae. Gene Ontology annotation, molecular function: S-adenosylmethionine-dependent methyltransferase activity. The record is from RefSeq and is a predicted model, not a curated record. The transcript has 2 exons. The coding region runs from base 211 to 1068 and encodes 285 amino acids.